Closterium sp. Naga37s-1 is the source of this 2607-nucleotide messenger RNA. The record is from the annotation of a GenBank genome assembly. Lineage: Eukaryota; Viridiplantae; Streptophyta; Zygnematophyceae; Desmidiales; Closteriaceae.
AUGCGUGCGAAAAAACUGAACCCUUUCUCCCACAAACCCAACCCUGCCAGCGAUGUGACCGAGGCUCAAGAGCUAGUGGAAGCUGCCGCUCAAGAGCUCGUGGAAGCUGCCAUCUCAUCACUCACCACGUGUCAGACUCUCCUUGGCUCAUCGUCCGUCCCCACGGGAGGCGCUUCUGGUGGCCAUGCACCCGGCGCCACCGCUGAAGGUCACAUGGACAACCCAACAGCACCAGGGCGGCCAUACAUGAUGCUGCCAACGCUGGCAGCUUCGCAGCAACAGGCUGGAGCUGCAGGUGCAGGAUCAUCACCAGCAGCAGCAGCAGCAGCAACAGCAGCAGCUGCAACAGCGGCGGCGGCGGCGGCGGCGGCGGCGGCAGCAGCAACACAGCGGCAAACACAAGCCCAGGGACCUCAGGAGGAGCAUCAACUCUACUGGACCCCCCACAACCACUUGACGUACGGGUAUGGUAAUCUGGCUGCUGCGUCCAGGCAUGGUGGUGAUGCUUCCUUGCCCAUGGGAACAGGUGAUCUGAGAAUCGCUAACUCCUUUGGAGGUUAUGCUGGUGCUUCAGCUCUUGCGAGUGCUGUGCCCAUGCGCUCAGUCCCAUAUAGAGCUUUAGCAGCAUCAGUGCCAUAUAGAGCUGUAGCAGCAUCAGUGCCAUAUAGUGCUGUAGCAGCCCCGGGGCCGUACAGUGCUGUAGCAGGGCUGACAGGGGGUCGGGUUGAAGGGGAAGGAGGAGGCAGGGCAGGGGAAAUGGAUGAUCUGGCUGCACGGGUGAGUCUGGAGACAGCGCUAGGGGACAACCUGAUAAGGCAAGCUCUUGCUUUCCUGCAAGAGGAUUCGGAUGGAGGAGAGAGGGUGGCAGGUGGGAUGCAUGGAGCGGGCGGGGCGGGGGGAGUGGGAGCAGGAGGGGCAGAGAGAGUGGGAGCGGGAGGGGCAGAGGGAGUGGGAGCAGGAGGGGCAGAGAGAGUGGGAGCGGGAGGGGCGAACGAGGAGGCAGCGGCAGGGAACCAGGGGGACCCGAGUGUCAGUGGUGGCAGCGGCAGCGGAGUGAGCCUUGGAGCUGCAGCCGCAGCUGCAGCAGCACCAGCAGCAGCAGCGGCAGCGGCAGCGGCAGCGGCAGCGGCAGCGGCAGCGGCAGCAGCAGGAGCAGCAGCAGGCAGUCCGUUUCCAGAAGGCCAUCAAGCCCACCAACGAAACAGCCAUGCUGUUGCUGCAAACCCAGGCAGGGCUGCUGCACCUGGGAGCAUAAGCAGCCUUGCGGCCUUUCCCAGAUUCAACAUCAACAACAGGACACCCCCUGCUGCAAUCGGUACCAUAGCUGUUAGCACUGGUGGUGGUGGUGGUGGUGUUGCCGUUGCCCCUGCCUUGGCAGCUGCUGGUUUCUCAAGAGGUGGACUGAUAGCGCAUGGAGGGGAACCAGACAGGAAGCGAGCAGCAGAGGAGGAAUUGGAUGGGCAGACUCUCAUCCCCCACAAGAGGCAGCGCGCACCCGCGAAACCAUCCGCCUCCGAAAUCCCUCCGGACGGGUGGGAGUGGCGGAAGUACGGGCAGAAAGCUACACUCGGGCAGCUGUACCCGCGAAGCUAUUUCCGGUGUGCGUUCCGGGGCGGUGGGCCGCCGUGCAUGGCCAAGAAAUGGGCCGAGAGGUGCAACGAAAACCCGUCGAACUGGAGAAUUAAGUACAUGUCAGAGCAUAACCAUGCCAAGCCGCCGCCUCGGCCGGUUACCAUAACCAUUGUGGCUGAUGGCAUGGGGGUGGACGCGGGUGGAGGGUCAAUAGGUGCUGUAGGGUCGCCGCUGCCAGCACUCAGUGGCACGUCCCCUCUUGCCCUGCCCCUGCCUGCUACUCCUGGCUCUGCUGGUGCUGGUGGUUCUGGUGGUGCUGCUGGUGCUGCCGCUGGUGGUGCUGCUGGUGCCACAGAUGUUAAUGCUAUGGCUGGUGAGAUGAGAGGUGAUCGAAGGGUUGAUGAAGGGGGAGAGGGAGAAAGGGGGGAAGAAAGGCAAGUGGGGCACGUGGGGCAUCAGGAGCAAGAGGGCCACGUGGGGCAAGUGGGGCAGGUGAGGCACGUGGGGCAAGUGGGGCAUGAGCAUAUGCAUGGGCAGCCAGGCCAGCAGACGACAGGCGAAGAGUCGAAGCAAGAAGACCGCCAAAGAGCGACGCAGGAAGAACCAGAGACGGGAGGCAGGAAUGCAGGUGGUGCACAGAGGCAGCAUGAGAUUAUCCGAACUGCAAUGGCAGCAGCAGCAGCAGCAGCUUUUGAGGCGCCUCAAGAGUCGAUGCAGGUAGAACCAGAGACGGGAGGCAGGAAUGCAGGUGGUGCACAGAGGCAUGAGAUUAUCCGAGCUUUUGAGGCGCCUCAAACGACGGGAGGCAGGAAUGCAGGCUCUUGGAUCGACGUGGGCGCCGUACCUAUGUGGGCCACGCCCGGGGGUAAUAAUGACUCGUCGAGCCCCGCGAUUGGCGGGGCUGGCGUGGACCAAUGGCAGCUAGUUGCUCAGGAGAUUGAGGUGCCUUCCCCUGGAAUGCUGGCUGAGAUGAAUGCUGAGAGGGGGAUGAUGGAGGAUAUGAGGGGGGAGAAUGGGGACGAGGGAGAGGGAUGA